Aspergillus versicolor CBS 583.65 is the source of this 802-nucleotide messenger RNA. RefSeq names its product mitochondrial 37S ribosomal protein uS12m. The record is from RefSeq and is a predicted model, not a curated record. The transcript is spliced from 3 exons. Lineage: Eukaryota; Fungi; Ascomycota; Eurotiomycetes; Eurotiales; Aspergillaceae. Gene Ontology annotation, biological process: translation. Gene Ontology annotation, molecular function: structural constituent of ribosome. Gene Ontology annotation, cellular component: small ribosomal subunit; ribosome. The coding region runs from base 81 to 665 and encodes 194 amino acids.
GGGAAAUUAUCUCCAGCAGCAAGCCGACAUUCGAUCAUCCAGCAGGAUUAACAACACCAGUCGGCCCCCGAUACACAAAAAUGCCGUCCCUCUUCUCCCCCCUGGCGCUUCGCACCCUGCGGACUCUCGUCCAACGGCCAACCAUCCCCGCGGCUUCCAUAAAGCCUACAUCCUCAGCUCCCCGAUUCCAACCCAUCCUCCGCACACCCUCCGCGGCGCAAGCAUUCGCAUUCGCAUCCGCAAAGCCCCCGGCGAUUCGCCGAUUCUCAACAUCUCCUUUCCGCCAGGCAACUUUUAACCAAGUCCGCCGCGGGUGCCGGACUUCGCAGGCCGCGCGCCGCUCCCGUUCCCCUGCGCUUAUCAACCGAUCUCAAAUGAAGGGCGUAUGCAUGAAGACUGGUAUCACGAAGCCCAAGAAGCCCAAUUCCGGUGAAAGAAAGACGGCUCGUGUACGCUUGACUAGUGGAAAGGUUGUCACGGCUUAUAUUCCUGGUGAAGGCCACAAUGUCCAGCAACACAGUGUCGUUCUUGUUCGCGGCGGUCGUGCGCCGGAUUGUCCUGGUGUGAAAUACCAUCUGGUGAGAGGGGCUAUGGACUUGGGUGGCGUUGCCAGCCGAGUAAAUAGCAGGUCGAAAUACGGCACGAAGAAGCCCAAGAAGGAGUAGAUGAUUAAUUAUGGCUAAUUGACUGGAUGUUACGGGAAAGAGUCUCAUGUCUCGAUUGGCGCCAUUGUAUUAUAUCUGGAAUAUUUAAGUGUUGUAUCUGUAUACAUAUCAUCCAAACUACACAGUUGUAACGGAAA